Molecule: messenger RNA, 1662 nt
Organism: Arthroderma uncinatum
Lineage: Eukaryota; Fungi; Ascomycota; Eurotiomycetes; Onygenales; Arthrodermataceae
Product: rho guanine nucleotide exchange factor scd1
Exons: 3
Coding region: 1-1662 (553 amino acids)
Biological process (GO): establishment of cell polarity; septin ring organization
Cellular component (GO): nucleus; division septum; cytoplasm
Molecular function (GO): guanyl-nucleotide exchange factor activity
Source: RefSeq, a predicted model, not a curated record
AUGGAGGCUGGAAUGAACGGGCACCACAUCAUGGCGGAGGAUAAUAUCAUCAACCGUCGAGGCGGAGAGUCGCUCUUCCAGAACUGUAGCAAUCUGAAGAAGCGGCUCGCCGAAGUACCCGGAUUCGAGCCACAUCUGGCCGAGAUGCAGGAGCUGGAUAAGGCCAGCGAAGAAAACGACCCGGUUGCGUCUGUCUGGAAGUGCCUGCGGAAUGGAUAUCCUCUAAUGACCAUCUUUAAUGCCACCCAUCCCUCUGAACCCAUCUCGAUCGACGAAUCCAAGUUGCAGGAGAGAAAUCGACCGAAGGCUGCGACCUUCAAGUUUCUCCAGGCAUGUUUGCAGGAACUGAAAUUUCCACAGCAGGAAUGCUUCCUCAUAACAGAUCUCUACGGCGACAGCACAACAGGUUUUGUGAAGGUCAUCAAAAUGGUCAACCGAGUAAUAGAUAUACUCGAACUCCAAGGCCAACUCUACAAAGUCUCUCCGUCCGCGGCUGUGCCGGUUGAAGGGGGGAAGGCCAAGCUUACCCUGAGAGAGCAUAUCUUGAAAGAGAUGCUCGAAACCGAGCGAGACUACGUCCACCAUCUUCAGAACUUACAGGCACUGAAGAAAGAACUCGAAGAAACCGGUGCUUUGACUGGCGACACGAGCCAUCAAAUAUUCCUCAAUUUGAACAAUUUACUCGACUUCACCCAGCGGUUCCUCAUUCGAAUGGAGCAACAUAACGCCCUUCCGGAAGAAACUCAAAACUGGGGUGAACUCUACCUGAACCACCAGAAGGGGUUCCUUCAAUAUGAGCCGUUUAUAGCAAAUCAGCUGCGCUGCGAUAAAAUUUGUCAGAAGGAAUGGGAUAAAAUUCACAGCGCUCCUCGGUCCCCUGAUCUUCAACAAAUGGUCGCUCAGCUAUCGACGCUGAACGGUUUCUUUGUCAAGCCUUUCCAGCGCCUUACAAAGUAUCCUCUCAUGCUCAUGGAGCUUCGAAAACAGACAGAUGACCCCGGUCUCGUUGCUGACAUCGGUGAGGCUAUUAACAUGAUCCAAUUAAUCUUAGACAACGCAAAUCACGCGAUCGAUAAAGAGCACCUGGCUGCUGCGGUCGAGGACCUUUCGCAGCGAGUAGAUGACUGGAAGGCUCUUAAAAUUGAGAUAUUCGGCGAUUUAUUGCGGUACGGGACGUUUACUAUUUUGAAAGGAGAUAGCAGCAAGGAUGCAGAAAGAGAGGUUCGUAUAAUUCUCUCCGACACCAAUGCACAAUCCACCUUACUUGGAAAUCGCCGGAGUUCCUUUACCGGUUCAGUCAUCCAUCUACUCUCAGGAAAUAGUCCACGGAACUGGAGCUGGAAACAACCCAAGGACCUUAAAUCCAUUCCUCCCUUUUCUCCAUCCACACCCACACACCACCCACUGGAGCUCUUGACCCCUGAUCACAAUACCAGCACAAAAACCCUUGAAUUUAAUACCCCUUCACCUGGAUCCGGAUGCGUUUCAUUUGAGAACUCCAACACGUCACCAUCCAAGUCAAGGCGAUCCAUCUCAUCUAUCUUCUCCCUUUCGAAAAACAAUAAACUAGCAUCCCCCGCCACCCCUUCCAUCCCCCAACAUCACCAAAAAACCUUUGUUCAAAACAAUAAUGAGGCCGACUCUGAAGACAUCGAGCGUUGA